Molecule: messenger RNA, 1111 nt
Organism: Amphimedon queenslandica
Lineage: Eukaryota; Metazoa; Porifera; Demospongiae; Haplosclerida; Niphatidae
Product: putative RNA-binding protein 15
Exons: 1
Coding region: 253-936 (227 amino acids)
Source: RefSeq, a predicted model, not a curated record
UAAUAAUUAUCUCCUUGAGGCAAUAAUAAAGCAAAAAAAUAAAAUAAACUAACAAUGAAAUAGUAUGAAUUCCAAUUAUUCCAUGGUGGUCACCAUAAUAUUAGUUUUGGGGGAGUUACCUACAAUGCCUAGUAGUUCCCAUCCCAGCAAUAACUGGAGACAACCCUACACCCAAGAGGCUAUCUCCUCAGAUCACAGGGAGCUAAGUGAUCCAAGUGAAAAUAAAAUUCACGUGAGCUUACCGUUGGCGUCAUGGCCAUGGCUGGAGCUGAUACAGCACUUAAACUGAGUGACGCAACUGAACCUGUCUCACGAUCACCUGAUAGUGAUGGGAAAGAUCUAGAUCCCAAGUCUGAUCCCACCCUCUCUGAACUAGUCAAGUCUUAUCCUUUUGCUUGGAGAGGUAACUUGGUCUUGGUCUUAAAGAAAACUGGUUUCCCAGCAAGACUCCAUCUUGUAGGUGGAGAAUCAUCUGUUGCUGAGUACUUGUUGAAAUCGAGAGGGAAGGACGAGGGGAAGGAUGAACCUUGUGUGUUGAAGAUCACUCAGCGACUGCAACUUGUGCCAUCAGGAUUUGAUGAAGUAAACGAGAGAUUAACCAAAGCUGGUUCUAAUGGUCACUGUAUUCUCUUAGCACUCCCUGGGCCCACUGAUGAAGGUGAUAAUAGCAUGCAAUUGAGGCCAUUGCGCAGUCUAGUCAGUUAUCUGAGCCAGAAACAAGCAGCUGGUAUUGUGACACUUAGCUCUUCUGACAUUGGAGAUGGAGGAAGUGAGAAUGGUGGAGGGGUCAACAAGGAGGAGGUCAUUGGUGUCUUACAUGCUUUCCCUCCUUGUGAGUUCUCUCAGGCUCGACUGAUGAAAGCUAUACCUAAUCUCUCACUGGAGCCAUCUAAAGAGGAUCAUAUUGUUAUACUCCUUGUUAAAGGGAAUGUCUGAAAGCUCUAUCCACUGGCACUGGAGUGUGUGUUUACAAGACUUAUUUAUACUCUAGUUAAUGAUAAAUUAAGGAUCCCGAUUUACCAUAAUUGUUGUGGUACAUUUAUAGAUCUAAACUAUUUGGUUUGUUUUAAACUAUUUUGAAAACUUUUUGCUACUGUAACUUUUAACAUUA